AUGGAGCGACAAACCCGUCGACGUCGGAGACCCGCCCUGUCAUGUCUCGAAUGCAGGCGUCGCAAAAUCAAGUGUGACCGAGAAGAGCCUUGCGGGCAUUGCACCACAUCGAAACUCAGUUGUACUUAUCGAAUUCACAGAGGUGAUUCGGUGGCUCGGACAUUUGUGCGACAAGCUGUUCAACCAACGCAGUCGGCUCACAUGAUUUCGCCCCUGUCACAGGCUCAGACCAUGGUUCCGGCGCAAGAGCAUACGAACAACACCAACCUUGCUUCUGAGCCUGGAAUGGUGCAUUUGAAUCUUUACGAGCAGGGUGUUCAUGAUGAUGUUAGCGAAGAUGUCGUCGUCUCGGAAAAUCUUGCUCAAACUGCCGAGCCCGCUCUCCGAGAUCUCUUACACCGUGUACAGAGACUGGAAGAGGCGUCUACAGACCCGACACAACCAAGAAGAUCUGAAGCCCGUCAGAAUACCAUGAGCAAGAAUGCAGAUUCACGCGUAAUGUUAAAGAAAACAAGGGUCUGGAGAUGGAGUGAUUGGAUGGGCGAAGCUUCCGAGUUUGACAGAUUGUUCGACUGCUACACGAGUUACGUCAAGGCUGCUGCGAAUGAAGUCGACGUAUCAUUUCCAGAUGCCGAGACUAAGGCUUUGGCCAUAGAGGCCGGGACUCUACUCAGAAACUGCAAAGACCUGGCGAGGAGCAUCAAAAGUUGGCGGCCCAGUAGAAGUCUUGGCAAUACUGGAGUCAACCUUGCUGCUCCGUCUCGCGAGGUAGCUGAUAUAAUGCUAGGCCAUUACUUGGAUUCGUUCGAAUCAACUUACCGUAUUUUACACAAACCGACCUUUAGAGUGGAGUAUCUGCGGUUUUGGGACGAUCCAUCCGGAGUCAAGAAUGAUCUGCGCCUGAAGAUACUUCUGGUUAUCGCGAUUGGAUCAAGUCUACAUAACCCCGAAGAAGUCGAACCUGGGUUCCAGCGUCUCGUUCGCCAAUGGAUAUACACUGCUCAGGCUUGGCUUUCCGGUCCUCUGGAGAAGGACCGACUGGGUAUCAACGGCAUCCAGAUCCACUGCCUGACUAUAUUGGCGCGGCAAAUCUUUUCGAUCGGAGGCGAUCUAGUCUGGAUUUCCAUGGGAACCCUGUUACACACAGCCAUGCAAAUUGGCUUACACCGUGAUCCAAUCCAUCUAUCGCCCAUGUCGACAUUACAAGCAGAAAUCCGAAGGAGACUUUGGACGACGAUUUUAGAACUGGUAGUCCAGGCAUCCUUAGACACAGCGAUGCCUCCUAGGAUCUCUUUCGAAGAGUUUGAUACUAGGCCUCCUUCGAAUGUCAACGAUCACGAACUAGAAGAGUCACAAACGGAGCUACAGUCACGUCCAAGGAGCACUUAUACGGAUAUGUCAUUACACCUCCAACUGAGAGACUCUCUGCUAAGUCGACUUCGGAUUGUUCAACUGCUCAACGGGCUACACCAUGAGAUGUCAUAUCACGUCGCACUGGAGUUGAGCUCAGACAUUUCCGAAGCCUGCAGGACCAACAUUCACUUCAUGAGGCAGCACGAGCGGGCCGGAGUCACGGUUUUCCACCGCAAUCUGCUCGAUUUCCUCGUGCGCCGCUUCAUGAUUCCUCUUCACUGCCCGUUCGCGAGCCAAGUGCAGACAAAUCCUCUCUUCCAGUACUCGAAAAAAAUCACUCUGGACGCCACAAUAAUGAUUCUGUCGCCUGAACCGGACGACAAGUUUUCUCGUCUCUUUAGAAUCGCCGGGGGCAUGUUCCGCGAGGGCUACAGGUACGCCCUUGCUACCAUCAGCCACGAGUUCAUCGCUCAAGCAGAGGCUCACCGUCUUGACGGAACGCUUCAGCGCAAUUUCCAGCAGAGACAAUUCCUGAAGAAAGCAAUGAUGGACUUGAUAGAUGUGUCUGCAGACAGAGUCAGGCAUGGAGGCGAGACAAACAUCAAGGGUCACAUGUUCCUUGGGAUGAUUAUGGCACAAAUCGAAGCCAUGGAAAUGGGAAUCCCAGGAGACCUGGAGAUUGCAAAGAGCGCCAAAGACAGUCUAGAAUUCUGCCACAGCUUGCUUCAAGAACAGGCAAGCACUGUGACGCCAUGCUCGACGGGCGAAGCAGCCUUUGGAUCCUCUGGACUUGAGCCCGAACAGGGAGGUUUUGGAUUUGACUGGGAUUUUGACUUUUUACUCCCUGAAGUAGAUUUUUAG
Molecule: messenger RNA, 2214 nt
Organism: Colletotrichum orchidophilum
Lineage: Eukaryota; Fungi; Ascomycota; Sordariomycetes; Glomerellales; Glomerellaceae
Exons: 2
Coding region: 1-2214 (737 amino acids)
Biological process (GO): DNA-templated transcription; regulation of transcription by RNA polymerase II
Cellular component (GO): nucleus
Molecular function (GO): zinc ion binding; RNA polymerase II cis-regulatory region sequence-specific DNA binding; DNA-binding transcription activator activity, RNA polymerase II-specific
Source: RefSeq, a predicted model, not a curated record